This is a messenger RNA of Apus apus (common swift), 5585 nucleotides long. Its product is annotated as nuclear receptor ROR-beta-like. The transcript has 10 exons. The record is from RefSeq and is a predicted model, not a curated record. Lineage: Eukaryota; Metazoa; Chordata; Aves; Apodiformes; Apodidae. The coding region runs from base 32 to 1429 and encodes 465 amino acids. Gene Ontology annotation, cellular component: nucleus. Gene Ontology annotation, biological process: regulation of transcription by RNA polymerase II. Gene Ontology annotation, molecular function: RNA polymerase II cis-regulatory region sequence-specific DNA binding; zinc ion binding; nuclear receptor activity.
CCCCCCGGCGCGCUCCUGACCGCCCGUCACCAUGCGAGCCCAAAUCGAAGUGAUCCCGUGCAAGAUCUGUGGAGACAAGUCCUCAGGGAUCCACUACGGCGUUAUCACCUGCGAGGGCUGCAAGGGUUUUUUUCGGAGGAGCCAGCAGAACAACGCCAGCUACUCCUGCUCCAGGCAGAGGAACUGCCUGAUCGACCGCACCAACCGCAACCGCUGCCAGCACUGCCGCCUGCAGAAAUGCCUGGCGCUGGGAAUGUCCCGGGAUGCUGUGAAGUUUGGCCGCAUGUCGAAGAAGCAGCGGGACAGUCUCUAUGCCGAGGUGCAGAAGCACCAGCAGAGCCAGGAGCAGAGUGGGGGCACCAAGGAUGAGCCUGAGCCCUUGAGCCGUGUCUACACCACCAGUGUCAGCAGUGGGCUCUCAGACCUGGAUGACAUCUCCACGCUGUCUGACGGGCUCCUCUUCGACUUCCCUCUCACCCCCGAUGGCAGCAGCACCUACUACAACCUCGACCUGCUCACCUCAGCUCAGCCCUCACCCGACCAGUCCAGCCUGGACGUGGCUGAGGCCACGCUCAUCAAGCAGGAGUCCCUCUACGAGCUGAUGCUGGAGCCAGCCCUGUUCGCUCACGGCGCGCUGGAGGGGGGGCAGCUGCCUGGGGACAUCUCUGUCCUCGAGAUCGACCGGGUGGCCCAGAACGUGGUGAAGUCCCACCUGGAGACGUGCCAGUACACGACAGAGGAGCUCAAGCGCUUGGCCUGGAGCCUCUACACCCCUGAAGAGGUCCGGGCCUUUCAGAGCAAGAGCUGUGAGGCCAUGUGGCAGCAGUGCUCGCUGCAGAUCUCCAACGCCAUCCAGUACGUGGUGGAGUUCGCCAAGCGCAUCGACGGCUUCAUGGAGCUCUGCCAGAACGACCAGAUCAUCCUCCUGAAAGCCGGUUGCCUCGAGGUGCUCCUGAUCCGCAUGAUCCGGGCCUUCAACCCCCUGAACAACACUGUCCUCUUCGAGGGGAAGUUUGGUGGUGUGCAGAUGUUCAAGUCGCUGGGUUGUGACGACCUCAUCGGCGCCGUCUUCGAGCUGGGGAGGACCCUGUGCCGCCUGCAGCUCUCGGACGAGGAGCUCGCCCUCUUCACUGCUGCUGUCCUGCUCUCCCCAGAUCGCCCCUGGCUGACGGAGUCCAAGAAGGUGCAGAAGCUCCAGGACAAGAUCUAUGUGGCCCUGCAGCACGAGAUCCAGAAGAAACACUCCGGCGAGGACAAGCUCUCGAAGAUGGUUUCCAAGCUGCCCUUGAUGAAGACCAUUUGCAACCUCCACUUGGACAAGCUGGAAUUUUUCCGUCUCCUGCACCCAGAGACCGCCAUGAACUUCCCACCCCUCUAUAAGGAGGUUUUCAACUCAGAGCUUCAGUACAGUGACCCCCGGGAGAGCUAAGGUUGGGAAACCACCACCUCCCUCCGAGUUCCCCCCCCCCCCAAAAAAAAAAUGUGGAGACGAACUAAACUUCCAAGCUUUGGGGCAAUUUAUUUAAAUCCAAGAGUCAAACCCAAGAGAACCUGAGGGGUGGGGAGGGCUUGGGGGGUCACCUCCCCGGCCCCGUCUCCUCGCUCUAGGAUUGCAAGAGCUCUUUGAAUGUAAAGCACCUUGAAGGAAAACAAAACAAAAAGCAAAAGGACUUUGCCACGACCCGUGAAAUGAAUGUGAAAUCUCCGCCGGGAAGAGGAAACGUUCCCGGUGGUGGGAAAAGGGACGGGGAGGAGCCACCACGCACACGCUGCCCAGGGAGCUUGCCCACCAGCCUGGCUGCCCUCUCCAGCUCGGGGUUUUCCUUGGGAUCCUUCUUUUUGUUUUUUUUUUUCCCCCACUUUAUUUCAAUCUUCUUAUUUUUUUCCCCCACCCAAACGCAAGGGGGAGAGGAAGGGGCGACGCAGGCUCGGGGGGAGCCCGGGGCAGCUGCAGCCAAGGAGAGGGGGAAGGCAGAGGGUUUGUUUUGUUCCUAGAGUCAUCGAGUCACAGGGGUUGGAAGGGACCUCCAAAGAUCAUCCAGGCCAACCCCCCUGCCAGAGCAGGACCAAAACCAGGGCAGGUCACUCAGAAAGGCAUCCAGACAGGUCUGGAAAGUCUCCAGAGAAGGAGACUCCACAGCCUCUCUGGGCAGCCUGUCCCAGGGCUCUGUCACCCUCACAGCAAAGAAGUUCUUCCUCAUCUUGAGCUGGAACUUCCUGUGUUGUCACUUGGUGCCGUUUCCCCUCGUCCUGUCCCAGGCACCACUGAACAGAGACUGACCCAUUCCUGACACCCACCCUGCAGAGAUUUACAGACAUUAACCAGGUCCCCUCUUAGGCUUCUCAAGACUAAAACAGCCCCAGGUCUCUCAGCCUUUCCUCGUUCCUUCUCUCCCUGGGGCAUGGGGUGACCUGAGGAGCUUGGCCAAGACCCAGCUGUGGCUGGGGUUGGGAUUCAGCACAGGAUGUCCCCAUGGAGGAGGCUGGCUUGAGGGAAAGGAUGCCCAGCAUGCAUGGGAGAAGCUUUGCAGGGUCUCCAUGCCCUCCAUCAGGGCAUCUUCUUAACUGCCCAGACAAGUCCCCACCCAGCUGGCCAACCUUUCUAGAGCCCAUUGGGCAGGUCCACCCUCCUCGUGUCACCUCCCCACAUUCCAGGCACAUCUUGAAGAGGGACUUCAUCCCUGUAGCUGUGGCCAAAUCCCAGCUCCUGGCUGCUCCAUGAUGGAUGUAGAUACCAGACCUGGGUUCCUGUCCCCACACCCUGGCAGGCUGUGGCUCUCUGGGUGCUGUCACGUGUAUUUUCUUAUCACGCUGGUUAAAACAACCCCGUGGCUCAGCACCCAGAGGAGGUUCUGUGGCCUUUCCUCCACCCAGCCCAUCCUGAUGCCUGGUCCCCUCUUCCCACCCCAGGACUUCCUGGAGCAGGUUGAGUUGGACCCAGGUUUCCCCCCCAAGGCAAGGAGCUCUUUAGAGUUGUUGUUUCGGGGUUUGUUCUCUAUUUAGCAGGGCCUGGGAGCUUUUUAGGGGGAGAAACUGCUCGUUGGGGUCAAGGGAAAGUUAAAGGUCCUUAUUCCUUCCCUGGGAAGUCGUGGGGGGGGGGGUCAGGAGCUGCUGCUCUGAGCUCAGGAGGCUCCAAAGGUGAAGAAGGGAUGGAUUUGUGGGGUGAUGCUGUGAUGGCCCAGCCAGCAGGGCUGCUGGAGGGACUCUGUGGCCAGGUUCUGCAGAUGGUUUUUCCCUUCCCUAUUCCUGCUCCUCCUGCAGCAAAUGCCAAAAUCUACACGGGAAAAACCUCCCCCCUGAGGCAGCCCCAGUUUCUGCUGACAAAGGGCUAAAAUCCCCAGCCCAUUCCCUCCUCGUGCUGGUUUCUUGGGUGUCCAACCCCAUCUUCUGGCAGCUCAGACCAUCCCUGAGCAUGAGCCAAAGACCUUCAGUUCCAUAAUUGCCCCCUCUUAAGCUAAAGAAGAAGCUUUCUUCACGAUGGUAGGGGAUAUUCAUGCUUUCGAUUAAAAGACCUCCUCGGGCAGACCAUGGACCACCCGUGAGCAGGGAAGACUCACCAGGAAGCCAAUGGGAUUUCUACUUCAGCAUCAGGCAGAGAAAAACUUGAAUCCUAGAACCAUCAAGGUUGGAAAAGACCUCCAAGCCCGCCAAGCCCCGUGCCGUUCCCCGCGCGGGCCGGGUGCUCUCUGCUUUUGCUGGCCACCACCUGAAUGGCCCCUGGGAGCCCACUGGAGGUCUUCAAGCCUUCUUCCUGUCCCAGCUGGUGGCAGAGCCCAGGUGUCCAGUGAAGGCUGCUGAACCCUCCCCACGUCACGUUGAGUGCCAAGGUGUCGUGCUCCGGCGCGGCGUUCGCCGGGGCCGGGACGCGCCGUGCUCGUUUCCUUCCCUCUCAGAUCCUAAAGCUUUGAGAGAAGCAAGAAGUCAGGACCUGCCUUUUUGUUUUGGUUUGUUUGGUUUUGGUCUAGAGGGUUGUGCCUUUUUUUUUUUUCCCCCUCUUUUUUUUUUUUUUCCUUUUGGUUUUUUUUUUGGAAGAAUCAUUCCCAACCGGCACCGUUCGCUUCCCGGCCCCUCGCGUCGGGGAAGAAGCUCUUGUGCUUUGCAGAUGGAAAGGAAGGUCCUGCCUUCCCCUCCUGCAGGACUCAGAGGAAACAGCCACGGGGGUGGGAGGUUGAAGUGGGUUUUUUUUUUUUUUUUGGGAAAAAAAAAAGCACACACCCUUCUUUACAUCCUUGGUGUUCACCAGCCAACGGGCACCAACGGGCGACGGCACCGUUUCCAUUUCAUCUGGCCAAGAACCCAAGAAAGCACCUUAAACCAGGACCAGCCUCAGCCCUCCCGCUGAGUUUUUCCAGCUUCUGACACCCUGUCCAUCUCUGGGGGGAGAGAUGGUGGGUUUGGAGCAAUCCAAGGAAACCCAAGGAAGCCUGGAAGCGUCCAACACCCGCCACUCAACCUGCCCGGCCGCGGGAACCUGCACUUCUCAGUUCUCUUUGCAAAGGAACCGACUCAAUGAUUUCUUGGGAGAGAAACCCAGUGAUUAAAUGUUGAUUUGAUGAUUUCUCACCCAGGAGGGGUGGCCCGUGUCCCGGGGAUGGCAGGGGCAUGGUGACCCCUGCUGCCUGCAGCCUCUGCCUUGGGGACGUGGUGGCAGUGCCAAGGUCCCUCGGGAUCACAGAAUCGUGGGAUGGUUUGGGUUGGAAGGGAACUUCAAGAUCAUCUAGAUCCAACCCCCCCUGCAGGGACACCUCCCACCAGCCCAUGGUUGCUCCAAGCCCCAUCCAACCUGACCUGGAACACUUUGUCCCUCUGUGCCACCAAGAGGUGGCAGCUGAGCAGAGCCAGGCAGCUGAGGGAGAAAGGGGAAGGAAAAAAGCCUGGGUAGAAAUACCUGAAAAAGGGAGAUUUGGGCUCCCCCCUGCACUGCAACCACGUGUGGCCACUGGAGAAGACCCACGGGAGCCCUGAGAGCCCCGACUCUCUUCGGUGCUGGGUCCUCAGUGUCUUGGGGACAGCUCUGUCCCACUGGCCACCACGGGGUGUUUUACCACCUGGGGGUUUCCAGCAGCCCUGGGCAGCAGUUCCCUGGAGCAGGGCGAGCUCAACCACGAUUCCUCUUUUCCAGAUGAAGAUUCACUUUGUGUUUGUUUGUUUGUUUGUUUGUUUGCUCGGGCAGUUUAGCUGAGUGUGCAUUUCCACCUCCAGAACCCUGACACUGUGUAUAAAAAAAACGGAUAAAAUAUAUAUAUAUAUAUAUAUAUAAUAUAUUCUUGUGAAUGUUGGUGCAAAACAGAGAAAAAUAUAUAAAGUUCCAGUCGGUUUUAUGUUAUUUUUUAUCUCUAUGAAUGAAAGGAAGAAAUGGGAAACAUGGGGUGGUUUUUUUUUUCCCAUUUACCACCCUCCACACACCCCUACCUGUAGAUACCAACAGGUUUCCUGCAGAUGGUUUUUUUUUGUUUGUUUCCUUUUUAGAUUUAGGGAGAUGCUUCUGUUCUCAUGGAAUGUCCUGUCUUGUAAGAUUGUAAUUUCUAUUUUUUUAAAAAGCAAAGAAAAUGACUAAAUAAAAUUUCCUCUUUCGGACCAGUCAG